Molecule: messenger RNA, 1134 nt
Organism: Populus euphratica (Euphrates poplar)
Lineage: Eukaryota; Viridiplantae; Streptophyta; Magnoliopsida; Malpighiales; Salicaceae
Product: probable LRR receptor-like serine/threonine-protein kinase At3g47570
Exons: 2
Coding region: 318-1118 (266 amino acids)
Biological process (GO): protein phosphorylation
Cellular component (GO): membrane
Molecular function (GO): protein kinase activity; ATP binding
Source: RefSeq, a predicted model, not a curated record
UCUGGAAAACAACAGCUUCAUCCAGAACAUCACUCGGGAACUGGGUAGUUAGUCUCGGCUACAGGCUUUGGUCCUAACAAACAACUCGUUCAGUGGUGAAAUCCCUGCCAUCAUUUCUCGUUGAUCAAAUCUCUUUAGCCUUGAAUUAGAUGGCAACAAAAGAUAACUCUUUCAAGCAACCGAUGGAUUCUCCUCGUCCAAUUUAAUUGGUGCAGGUAGUUUGGGGUCCUUGUACAAAGGAAUUCUUGCAUCAGAUGGAGCAGCUGUGGCAGUGAAAGUAUUCAACUUACUACGUAAAGGAGCUUCCAAAAGCUUUUAUGACAGAAUGUGCAGCCUUGAUAAACAUCAAGCACCGAAAUCUCGUCAGAGUUGCAAGUGUACGUGCUGGUGUUGAUUUUGAAGGUCAUGAUUUUAAAGCCCUUGUUUAUGAGUUUAUGGUCAACGGGAGUCUAGAAGAGUGGUUGCAUCCAGUUCAGAUUUCAGACGAGGCACACGAGGCAAGAAACUCGAACCUUAUUCAGAGGUUAAACAUUUCAGUUGAUGUGGCUGCUGCGCUCGACUAUUUGCAUCAUGAUUGCCAAGUGCCUGUUGUUCACUGUGAUCUCAAGCCAAGCAAUGUUCUUCUGGAUGCUGAUAUGACUGCUGGUGUUGGUGAUUUUGGAUUAGCGAGGUUCAGUCCAAAAGUUUCACUUCAGUCAUCUUCAAUUCAGAGUUGCUCUGUUGGUAUAGAAGGAACCAUUGGCUACGCAGCGCCAGAGUAUGGCAUCGAGUGCGCGGUGCCAGCAUACGGGGAUGUGUACAGCUUCGGUAUCCUGUUGUUGGAGAUGUUCACAGGAAAGAAACCAGUAGAUGGCUUGUUUAGUGACGAGCUGAACCUUCACAAUUAUGCUAAAAUGCCAUUGCCUGACCGUGUACUUGAUGUUGUGGAACCCUUACUUCCGAGAGAAGUUGAGUGGACAAGUACCGAUGCCUCUUGCAGAAAGAAUGGUACUGGAGCUCACAAGAUCUUGCAAUGUCUGACUUCAAUAAUCAAGAUAGGACUUACUGAAGAAUUUGAAGAUGGGCUUUGGAUCUCAGGGUAUCUGUUUGUUGAAGAAUUUAAGGAUGGGCUUUGUUAGAUUUAAUGGGUAUUGG